Strongylus vulgaris is the source of this 204-nucleotide messenger RNA. Lineage: Eukaryota; Metazoa; Nematoda; Chromadorea; Rhabditida; Strongylidae. The record is from the annotation of a GenBank genome assembly.
AUGGGUGAGAAAGACUUCGACGCUGUGGUGAAUACAGAUGAGAAGGUUGACAAUUUCCACAAGCAUCGCUUCAUCUGUAUUGAUAGAGUUAGCCGAAUACUCGCAUACUACAACGUGAUAGUGCAAUACCGAGAAGAGCAUCAGCUGAUGUUCUACUUAGUAACUGUUGUCCGAUUAUCCAUUGACGACGUUAUCGUGGAGUGA